AUGGAACAGUCCUCUCGAGCAGAAUUCAAAAGCAGAAAUUCUCAGCUGACCCUUGAAUCUGAGCAAGAAAUAAUUCAUUUAAAAAAAGAAAACUCAGAACUCAUAAACACACUGACUGAGCUCAGAUGCCGAAUCCAAUCAUUGCAAAAACAGAAUGAAAAUUUACAGAAAUCUAAUAUUGUAGUCCCCUUUUAGUUUUCCAGUAGAAAUUUUAAGCUAUUAAUUAGUAAUAAAUUUAAAGAGAACACAAUACAGGUUUUCAAGAACAAAUUAAUAAGCUUAUAUAUGAAGAGCAAGAAAGUUUUAAUGCAAAAAUCCAAAUUACUAUGGAACUUUCUGAAUGCAGAAAAGAGCUAGCGGAAAAGUGUAAAGAAAAUGAAGCGAUUAAACAAGGGAAUUUAGACGCAAAAGAAAUAAUUGAGAAGUUAAAAGAAAGAAAUGAGGAGGUAAGAAAAAGAAAUGCAGAGCUAGAAAGCUUGUAUUUGAAAACAAAACAACAGCUGGAAAUGAAAAAUGAAUUAUUUGAAAAACAGACAAAAGGCUUAAAAGAGGAUUACUAUUUUAAUGAUUUUAACUUGAAAAGAUCACUGAAUUUUCAAGAUAAUGAUAAAAGUGCUAAAAGAAUAAAAAAAUCUGAAUCUCAAAGAUUUAAUUUUGAUUCCCCAAUAUCAGAUAGGUCGUCUCCUGAUUUACAAAAUUUGCUAGACUCUUAUAAGUGUGAAAUAAUCCAAGCCAAGAAAACCAUCAAAAACAUGAAAAAUGAUGUCAAGCGUCUCCUUGGCUGGAAAAUCAAUUAUUUUGACAACAUAAUAAGCCUGACUCUCCUCUAUUCCCAGCAAACCAUCUCUUUAGAAAAAGAGCUCAAAAAUGGCGAAAACACUUACACCCUCUUAUAUACAGAGUACAUAAAUAACGUCCUCUCAGUCUCAGAAAUUUCAGACUAUUUAUACCGACAUACGACUUAUCCAGCCUUUUUUUCAGCUAUUGCCCUUCACUCAUAUAAAAUCGGUUUUGCUUUCCAUUAA
Messenger RNA from Blepharisma stoltei, 1025 nucleotides. NCBI's taxonomy places the organism in Eukaryota, Ciliophora, Heterotrichea, Heterotrichida, Blepharismidae. The record is from the annotation of a GenBank genome assembly.